Vicia villosa (hairy vetch) is the source of this 5351-nucleotide messenger RNA. RefSeq names its product putative pentatricopeptide repeat-containing protein At1g12700, mitochondrial. NCBI's taxonomy places the organism in Eukaryota, Viridiplantae, Streptophyta, Magnoliopsida, Fabales, Fabaceae. The record is from RefSeq and is a predicted model, not a curated record. Gene Ontology annotation, molecular function: protein binding. Bases 148 to 1785 code for a protein of 545 amino acids. The transcript has 2 exons.
ACCCACGCUCAAAAGAAUGGGUACAACAAAACAACAAUUUCCCACAACCUUUUGAAACCGUAAUCUUCUUGAUGCACUUGUGGACGACGUCCUAGGAUACCACUGCAAAUCUCCGAACUCAGAAUCCUUCUCUUCGUUAACCUAUCAAUGUCGUUCACUAGGUCAAGGUUAAUUUCUUACUCCAAUUCUCUUUUUUCAUUUCACUUUCUCUCUAAACCUUUUUCUCACUCUCUGCAUCAAUUCACACCCAAUCAUAUCAUUCAUGAUGCCAUUUCCUCAUUCCAUCAAUUGCUCCACAUGCAUCCUACCCCAUCCAUCAUCCAAUUCAACAAAAUUUUAGGGUUUCUUGCUAAGACUAAGAACCAUUGCACCACUGUUAUUUCCCUUUCUCACCAAUUAGAAUUCAAUGAAAUUACUCCCGAUAUUGCUACUUUGAGCAUCUUGAUCAAUUGUUACUCCCAUCUAGGUCAAUUGAAUUUUGCAUUUUCUACAUUGGGAAAGAUUCUUAAAUUAGGUUAUGAACCUAAUACUGUAACCUUGAAUACUCUUGUCAAUGGUCUGUGCCUUAACGGUAAGGUGAGUGAAGCUUUGCACUUUCAUGAUUACGUGGUUGCGCGUGGGCUUCACUUCGAUAAAUUUGGUUAUGCGUCCUUGAUUAAUGGGUUGUGUAAAAUGGGGGAAACAAGGGUUGCCGUGCAAAUGUUGAGGAAGAUUGAAGUGAAAUUGGUCAGACUUGAUGAGGUAAUGUAUAGCACAAUUAUUGAUAGUUUGUGUAAAGACAAAUGUGUUAACGACGCCUAUGAGUUAUAUUUUGAAAUGAUUGCAAAGAGAAUUUCUCCUAAUGUUGUCACUUUCAGUUCUCUAAUCUAUGGAUUUUGUAUAGUUGGUCAAUUGAAAAAUGCGUUUAGUUUUUUAAAUGAGAUGGUGUUGAAAAACAUCUACCCGGAUGUUUGUACUUUUGCUAUAUUGGUCGAUGCUCUUUGUAAGGAGGGAAAUGUGAAAGAAGCUAAGAAUCUAUUAGUUGUGAUGAUGAAAGAAGGGGUAAUACCGGAUGUUGUUGUUUACAAUUCACUAAUGGAUGGGUAUUGUCUAGUUAAUGAAGUGAAUAAGGCCGAACAUAUGUUGAGAACUAUUUCUCGAAUGGGAGUGGCACCUAAUGUUCGGAGCUAUAGUAUCUUGAUUAAUGGAUUCUGUAAGAUGAAAAUGGUCAAUGAAGCCUUGAGUCUCUUUAAUGAAAUGUGUUGCAAAGGAAUUGCUCCUGACACGGUGACUUACAAUUCUCUCAUUGACGGUUUAUGCAAAUCAGGGAGAAUCUCGCAUGCUUGGAAGCUUGUUGAUGAGAUGCAUGAUAAAGGUCAACCAGCUGAUAUAUUCACUUACAAUUCUUUGAUAAACGCUUUAUGCAAAAGCCAUCUUGUUGACAUGGCUAUUGCAUUAGUAAAAAGAAUCAAAGACCAUGGCAUUUUACCAAAUAUGUGCACGUACAACAUACUUAUCGGCGGACUAUGCAAAGGGGGACAACUUAAAAACGCACAUAAUAUUUUUAAGGAUCUUUUGACGAAGGGUUAUCGUUUAAAUAUUCAAACAUAUAAUAUUAUGAUCAAUGGAUUUUGUAAAGAGGGCUUGUUUCAUGAAUCAGAGGGCUUGUUGUCAAAAAUGGAGGACAAUGGUAUCAUUCCUGAUGCGGUAACGUAUGAAACUAUUAUCCGAGCUCUCUUUCAUAAAGAUGAGAAUGAAAAGGCGGAGAAACUUCUUCGUGAAAUGAUUGCUAGAGGUCUACUAUAAGAUUAAUUCUAGUUACAUACUCAAAAGAAGGUGGACUACUCAAAGGUAGAAGGUGUACUCAGAAGGUAGAAGGUAAGAGCUUUGAAAGCCAGAAAAAUGGGUUUAUUAACAAAUUGGCAUAUGAAUAUGUAUUUGAUGAUAAUCAUCCCUCCUUAUUAUAGGAUGAAAAGACAAAGACAUGAUGAAUAUAUCUCAUGUGCUGAUGACCGUGUUAAUAUCUAAAGUGUCUUUGAGUUAAAUGUUUUUCAACACCUUAUGGCUCAUGUUCUCCUAUUAAAAUUAGAAUUAAAUUAACUUAUAUAUCAAUAAUAGUAACAAAUUUGAAUCUGUCUUUUGCAUUAAACCAGAAAACACUUAAUCUAUCUUGUACCUUUAUGAUAGAAUCACUAAAUAAAAUCUCUUAGCAACUUGGGAUAUUAUGCUAAUUCUAGUUAUAGGCUGAUGCAGUAUAUGAUAUCAAUUAGGUAAGUGCUCUCUCCUUAGAACCUUAUAACCUCAUGCUGAUUCCCUUUCAAUGAAUUACUCAUGCAUUUGUCGUUAUUAUUUUUGCGUUGGUUUAUUGAUUAUGCAGUUUUUUUCGUAUUAAAAUUUGUAGCGAAGACUUUGCUACUUGUGAAUUAGCAACCCUUCUAUGUUGGUUAGAGAUAAAAUGGUUCCUUGUCGAACAGUACAGUUAAAACGUUUUAAAUUUAAGGGGUAAUUUCGAGUUUCAGAAGGGAAAGGGAUAGCGGGACAUAAACCGCUCACCACCUGCUACCCGCGAUUUACCCUAUAGCAGCCGAUAUAGUGUUUUGCACCGCUAAGGCUCUUACUAUAGCGGCCAGCCCUAGCUCCGCUAUAGCGGGACAUCGCCUCUAUUGGACGCUAUUGUAAUAUAGUUAGGAUUUUACUUAUAUAUGUAUUGACAGUGAAAUGUGUAUUGCAAUGUCAAUUAAUCAUAACUGUCUAAUCACUGAAAUAUAUUUGACUUUGAUCUUAUCUAUUUUAAAAGUCAUACAAAAACUGAGCUGUAUUUGGUUGAAAUUUUUAAUCUAUUUUAAAGUCAUACGAAAAAUGAGAUGUGAUUGGUCGAAAUUGUAAAAUGUCUUACGCUGAUAGUGCAUGAAAGUUUUUUUUUGUAUGACCCUCAGUUUCUUAGAGGAAGGAGAUUAUGAUAAUUUAGAGUUUGGCCGAAAGAUUAGUAAGGUCUGACCUGUUCUAGUCAGGGUUCAAAAUUAAUUUAAUACUCAAUUUCCCAUGGGGACGGUGAUAGUAGCAGCAUUGUAAGUCUCCUAGUAACAUCACAUGAUCCCAGGAUUGUGUGUUGCAAGAUAUUACAUUCCGUGCUACAAUCCUCGAGUUACAAUUUUUCAACCCCCUCGUGAUCUUGUGUUCACUCUAGAUUUGUAUUACAAGAAUGUAUUUAAGCUCAUUCCUUUUCUUUUUAAAUUCUGUAAUAUGGUAUGAAAUCAUGUUCUGGAAAAUAUUAUGCAUGAAUCAAACAUUGUCAUCGUUGUAUUUGUAUUUGUAAUGCUUUGUUAUAUCAGCCUGCUCUGUCAUAUUCGUAAUGCUUUGUUCUGUUCCUUUUCUCAGCGCUAUCAUUGAACAAAUAUGUAUCGGAUUUUCCCCUAACUGACCUACUAAUGCAAUGUAAACAUUUUAAUUGAUGGAAAUUUUAGUAUUUUUUAGUGCAGAUUUGUUAAAUUUUGGUUCCAGUUAUAGCUCACUGAUGUUGUUUAACCAAUGCAUCAAACUUUGUCUAGUUUUUUUUUUUUUUUUACAAGGUGUCCAUUUUGGUGUAAGCAAGUGAUGGAAAUAUCUAUUUAAUAAUAAACUUCAUAUUAACUAACCUAUUGCUCUUUCUGCAAUUGUUUCAUGCAAUGAGUAGUUAUUUCACACACCUUACACAUAACUUGGAAGUUCUGUUUCUAGAAACCUGUUUCAAAGUAUGUGAUAAGGAAUGUAUAAACAAGGAGCAGAAGAACAAAGAUGGGCUUUCCAAGGAGAAUUAACAAGUCUGGUAGAUAUAUGUAUGGAGUAUUUUCUCUUUCAUUUAUGAUUAGUUUGUUGACUGUUUUUUUAGAUGACUUGUUGAUAAUCAUUAAAAAUUCAAAUACAUAUAUGUGAAGUUUCAUAUUUGUAUUUGGGUCGUUCAAUCUAAUAAUAUUGACUUUUAUAUAUUGAAUUAAAUUUUGGGGACAGUUUGUUGAGAUAUUUAUACUAAAUAAAAAUUGUUUUAUUACAUAAAUACACAGUUAAACUUUAAUUUAUUAGGCAUGGUAUGCAGAUAGCAGAUUAAUAUAUAAAAUAUAUAUACUCGUGUCCGUGUUUUAUAUUUUUUAUAUUAGCGUGGUCCUCGUGUCCGUGUCGUGUCCCGUGUCCGUGUCCGAGUCCGGGCUUUCCAGGUUUCUAUUAAUGUUGUUAUCUUUUCAUCCUUAGUAAUUGUAAUUUAUAGAUGUUAACCCGUCUUCAAUUUUUUUGUUUAAUGGUAAUGAACUCAUAUUUUAUCACUUAUGCAUUGAUGUAUGAAUAUUUAAACAAAAUGCACACAAAAGUUAGAACACAGUAGUAUGAACUCAUUUUAUGUCUUUCAUGUUUAAAAUUUAUGAAAUCUAGUGCAAAUUUCUGUGUUACAAUGGUAUGGUUAUGGUAUGGUUGGUUUAAUAUAUGAUGAUGACAUGUAUUUCAAUGUUGUUAACUGAGUUGUUCAUCCUUUAAUAAAGCUACUUCAAUGGUGCUUUUCAAUGCAAUCCAAAUCUUUGAUCUCAACCAAUUUAACUCUCCAACUACAUUGUCCUUUUUGGACAACUUUUAUGAAUGGACACAACAAGGCUACAAGCAAAUUGUCAGUGCCUUUGACACAAGAAGCAACUGAGUUGCACCAUCAAAUUAGGCAAAACCAAUAGAGUAUGCACCACCACUCUUCAACUUAGGAAAUUCUAAAGAAGAAAUUCUAAAGAAGAGCUAAAAUCUAUUUUGAGCCAACCAUAAUUGCGUGUAUCUCUUGUAUAUAUCUUUUGUAGUAGUAUUUGUGUACAUCUUUUGUAGUUGGUGUCUGUGUACACUUUAUGCCAUUUUAGAACAUGUUUAAUGCAAUUUUGGUUUAAUAUUUCAGUCAAAGAAUGUAACAAUAUUUUGACUUUUGACAACACAACUUGACAUUUUUCACAAAAUUUAACCGAAAGGACGAACUUGACUAACGAAAUGACUUUUAAGGGACUAAAAUGUAACCUUUAUUAGAUAAAGGAUGAGAGUGAAACUUUAAAUUAAGUUAAAUGACCUCAUGACUAAUUAAGCCAAGUUUUAAUUAUGAUGUUAAUAUGUGGUGGACUCGUCCGCUUUUUUGUAUUCAUUUUUCACCUUGAUCCGUUAGUGUUUUGAGCUGCCCACAAGGCUUAGGACGAAAGGCCCAAGGUGACGCAGUCAGAAGCCCUAAGGAAUAACAAACGUUAAACUUAGAAUAAAACACAGAGUUGCAAGUGCAAAACUUGUCAGAUUAGUUCUGAAAUCCACCAGAAAGAAAAGAGAACUUUGAUUUAUUUUAUAAUGAAAAUAUAAUCCAUCCUUAUGGCCAUGCCAAGAUCUUU